Ostreococcus tauri is the source of this 195-nucleotide messenger RNA. RefSeq names its product unnamed product. The record is from RefSeq and is a predicted model, not a curated record. Lineage: Eukaryota; Viridiplantae; Chlorophyta; Mamiellophyceae; Mamiellales; Bathycoccaceae. The transcript has 2 exons. The coding region runs from base 1 to 195 and encodes 64 amino acids.
AUGGGUCCGACCACCGGGUCGUACCGCGCGUACGUCGCGCACGUGUGGUCGCUCCCGGAGCACGACCUGAAGAAACUUCGAGGCGCCGCGGCGACGUCCGCGUCGGCGUCGGUAUCGCCCGUGUCGUCGUUCGCGGGACCGUGGAUGGGGACGCGCGAUGGGGGCUCGGAUGGACGGAUGGAGCGAGACGGGUGA